AAAAGCAGCUGACAGGAGCUUUUUUACUGGCCAAAAUAAAAGCUUCCCCGUGUGUGUUGUCAUAACUGUGGCUGCGCAACAACAAAUGUUGCAAAAGCUCACUUGAUUCCAUUCCACGAUUGAUUUGCUUUGCUAUUUGCGAUGUGCCGUGGAAAUGAUUCGAAUUGGCAGCUACAAUUGACCCACUGAACGAACCCGCUGCCUCUCUGCUGCACUACAUCCACAGCACUCCACGGUGAAAUCAGGGAAUACUUAAGAAUCUCCAGGUAACAGUCAUGUCAAUGGAGAGCAACACGCCCGUGGAUCCGAGGGUCCAGGUCGAGCUGGAGAAGCUGAACUCUGCGACGGACAACAUCAACCGAUACGAGGUGGAGCUCGAUGAGGCCAAGUGCGAGUUCAAACGUUUGUUGGCUGAAAGUGUCGUUCGGAUUAAGGCUGCCGCCCAUAAACUCGGUAACUCUAUCGAUGCCGCCAAGCCGUACUACGAAUCUCGCAUCUAUGCCGCUCAAUUGGCGAAGGAAACCCAAAUGGCGGCUGCCAAUCACGAGAAGGCCAAGUCCAUACAUGCCGCUGCCAAGGAAAUGGUCUAUCUGGCCGAACAGGGAUUGGGUGAGAAAUCCACACUGGACACUGCUUGUCAGGAGAUGCUCAGCCAUGCCGCCAGCAAAGUGAAUCAGUCCCAAUUGGAGGUCACCGACACCCGCAACGCCCUCAAGAUGUGCCAGUUAAAGCUCGAGGUGGCCAACAACCGGGUCGGCAAGCUGCAGGGUCAGCUCAAACAGGCGCUAAGAGCCUCCAGAUUGCAGCUCAAGCGCAAUUUACUUUUGUUGAGAUAUUUUAGCAUUAUGCACGCUUUGUAUUGUACCCUCUGUUCGCCGUACUACGAGACCCGGGCAAACUACAAUGGACUGCUGAAGGCCCAAAAGACUCGGGUCAACGAGCUGGAGGCGAAGGUCAGUGCGGCGAAGCUUACGUACAACGAGGCGCUUAAGAACCUGGAGCAGAUAUCAGAGGACAUCCACCGGCAGCGCCAGCAGCGCAAUAACCUGCUCAACUAUGAGGCCAUGUUGCGUCAGGUGGAUGCGGUGGACACGUUGACAGCGGGUCUAGCAAGAAGUGUGUCUGGUGCUGGAGCAGUGGGCUCAGAACAAGAUCUCGGCGAGGAAGCGUCCGAGGAGGAGUACCUGCGCAUGCCAGAGCGGCUGGGUCACCACGAGUGCCCACAACUCUUGACCGAUUUCGAGGCUGUGCUUACGUUCCCGCAGAAACUGGCCGGUGGAAUGCACAAGUCAGCCAGCACUGGUGCAGCAGCGGAUGGGGAAGCCGGAUUGGGACCGCUGGGCCUGCACGCACCGUACGAGGUGAAGUCGGGUAGCGGAUCUCUGGCAUCGGGAUCCGCUUCCGUCUCAACUUCGGCCGGUGGAGCUCCGGCGGACAACGAUAUUGAACAGUGGACGGAGAUCCGGCUGUCGCAUUCGGACAGCACCAGUUCCAGCUACUCGAAUCAGUCGCUGCUUGAGCAGCAGGGCCUGGAAAGCACGGGUGGCAUAUCCGGUGGACUCGGUCUGGGUCUGGGUCGAAAUCAUCUGGAUGCCGAUGCCCAAUCGCAGCACUCGACCUCGUCGUCUGAUGAACCGAAGCGCAAGGUCACCUGCACAACGAUAUUUCAGGACGACAGCAGUGCGUCGAGUGGUGGCGGAGCCAGUGGUGGUCAGCAGAUGAGUCGGAAGCAGAGCCUAAGCCAGUGGCUAUCCCGCUCGAAUAGUUUCAAGGGCAGUGGACGACGACAAAGCCUGGAUCUACUAAUCGAUGCUGGUGAUAAGGUGAAGGAUGUGUUUAGCUAUGGGUUCCAGAAAGUGGGACGGAGUUUGGAGCGGCGUAACAGUGAAUCUGAGAUGGGUGGCGAUAGUGGAGCGGAAGGAGAGGCACUACUAGGCGGUGCAACAGACUCCUUGACUGUAACCGGGGGAAGCGGCAGUGGCGGUUCAUCCGGUAGUGGCUCAGGAGGCGGUGGAUCCGGUGGCGGUGCCGGUGAUUUUUUCCUCUUCAGCAGAUCUUCAGAGCCUAAAGAGUUACUGUCCGAUGAGCAGGUUGAGAAUUUACUAUUAAAUCACACGGUGGAUGAGAAUGGUGCCAUUAUAGUGGAAGAACUCAAAUCGCCAACAACAACCACAAGCAUGUUUCACACCACACACCAACAACAUCAACAACAACAACAGCAGCAGCAACAACAACAACCAAAGCAACACCAUCAGGCACUCAAUGUGGUUGGAGCCCUGCUGUUUUGAAACGACAGCGAAUUACCCUACACUUAGAAGAAGAGAAACACCAAUACGCCCUCACUAUCACGCACACCCACAAUAAGCAGCGAUGGGAAAAGUCAUUUUUUAAUUGAUAUUCAAAUUAUUGUUCAAACUUAGAAGAUCCCUAGAUGAUCUAAAUUCAUAAUGAUAGUUUUUUGAAAUCAGGUAUAGAAAAGAGUACCUAAACAUGAACCCAAAGGAAGUUAAACCUAAUUGGUAUUGUUUUCUGAAUUGAAAAAAGGAUUUUCUAAAAAAAUAUCAAAGUAUUGUUAUAAUCCGAAUAUGUAUGUGAAAUAGAGAAUAUAUUCUAGUCAAAAUACAGUUUUCUAAAUUAGAAUUUUUCAUUUUUUGUAAAACAUAUUUUUCUGAUAUUUGGAAAAGCCUUUCUUUAAUUUAGAUUACAAGAGUAUAAGCAACUCCCAUCACUGCAACUAUAUAUAUAAAAAUAUGAAUUAUGGCAAAAUUUUUACUCUAUGAGUACUUGGGCAUCGAUCGUAAACCCAAAAACCCAAAAAUCCAAUUAGUCAAAAGCGUAGCGUACAUAUCAUUGAAGACAUCAAUCCAGACGGAUCAGAUCAGCCCGCAGGAAUCUUUUAAAUCCACACCAACGCACUCAGGCACGUGUGGCAAACUAUGUUCUAAUCCUAAAUAAAAUGUGCAAUAAUUUAGUUUACUUAGAGGCAUAUAAAUAAGAAAGUUACAUUUUAUGCUGUUUACAAAAAGCAAAUAACUAAAUGCUAGUCAACAAACGAAAUCAGUUUAAUAGUUUUAGUGUGUAUGAGCUAAACAUUCAGCAACCAGAUUUACAAAAAAAACCGACAAAAUACAUAAGAUUGUACAAAUAUUGGUAAUUGUUGCGUGUACAAAAGAAGAGUGAAGUUUACUGAGUCACAGCUAAUAAUAGUUUAUGAAAAAAUUUGAAAUAUAAACGUUUCACAGGUUGUCCCAGGACUCUUCAGUCUUCUUCUGGAUACGCCACUGAAUGUUAAAUACUUGCAUAUAUUAAUACCUGCAUAAUUAUAUGAAGUGUAUUAUACAAAA
Messenger RNA from Drosophila eugracilis, 3344 nucleotides. RefSeq names its product SH3 domain-binding protein 5. Bases 276 to 2288 code for a protein of 670 amino acids. The record is from RefSeq and is a predicted model, not a curated record. Gene Ontology annotation, cellular component: cytoplasm. Lineage: Eukaryota; Metazoa; Arthropoda; Insecta; Diptera; Drosophilidae. The transcript is spliced from 6 exons. Gene Ontology annotation, biological process: negative regulation of protein tyrosine kinase activity; intracellular signal transduction. Gene Ontology annotation, molecular function: protein kinase inhibitor activity.